AUGGGCGCCAGUCCUCAGGGCGCCAACGAGGAGCCGAGGUUGUCCUACACGCGUGCGGACAGGCCGAAGGACGCCGGGGACCCGACUGCCGACUACGUGUCUAUUCCCCUCAGCAGCGAUCGGUCGUACCACUUUGCCAUGACCGGCAAAACCUUUGAGGUUCUAACAUCGGGCCGAGGUCAUCCGUCGUUUGAUAGACUGUUGAGCAAGUGUGUCGUGUUUGCUAGAAUGAGUCCUGAGCAGAAGCAGCUGUUGGUUGAGCGAUUGCAAGAACUCGGCUAUCAUGUUGUACCGCAUGAUUUCAACGAGGUGUUGGAAAAGUACACGGAAAAGGGCUACAGGGUGCUCGCAGUGGCUCAUCGUCGACUCGACAGCUUCAAGUACCUGCGCCUUCAACGAGCCUCGCGUGAGGAACUCGAGACUUCCUUGACCCUCAUGGGCCUGAUCGUCCUGGAGAAUCGCCUGAAACCCGCCACGGGCCCAGUGAUCGAAGAACUCAAGCUGGCCCGAGUCCGGGUCAUCAUGGUCACGGGUGACAACAUCCUCACGGCACUGAGUGUGGCCCGCGAGUGCGGGAUGGUGGCGGCCGGCGAGGAGCUCUACGUUGUGGGCGCCAGUCCUCAGGGCGCCAACGAGGAGCCGAGGUUGUCCUACACGCGUGCGGACAGGCCGAAGGACGCCGGGGACCCGACUGCCGACUACGUGUCUAUUCCCCUCAGCAGCGAUCGGUCGUAUCACUUCGCCAUGACCGGCAAAACCUUUGAGGUUCUAACAUCGGGCCGAGGUCAUCCGUCGUUUGAUAGACUGUUGAGCAAGUGUGUCGUGUUUGCUAGAAUGAGUCCUGAGCAGAAGCAGCUGUUGGUUGAGCGAUUGCAAGAACUCGGCUAUCAUGUUGGAAUGUGUGGAGAUGGAGCGAAUGAUUGCGGUGCGUUGAAAGCAGCUCACGCCGGGAUCUCGCUGUCGGAAGCGGAAGCGUCGGUGGCGUCUCCGUUCACGUCGAAGACUCCGGAUAUCUCUUGCGUUCCGACGCUGAUUCGUGAGGGCAGAGCCGCACUCGUCACCUCGUUCGGCGUCUUCAAAUACAUGGCGGCCUACAGUCUGACGCAAUUCGUGUCCGUCAUGCUCCUUUAUUCGAUAGACUGCAAUUUGACGGACUUCCAGUUCUUGUUUAUCGACUUGGUUCUCAUCACUUUGCUGGUGACGUUUUUCGGCAACACGCGGGCCCACGACGGACCUUUGAACAAACGACCGCCGCCGUCUGCGCUGGCCGCUAUUGCUCCUGUCUUGUCACUGUUGUUGCAGGUUCUGUUGGUGAUCGCCUUCCAAGUGGCAGCAUUUUUCUUCGUGGCUGAUCAGUCGUGGUUCAAGCCAUUUGUGCCAAAUGAUGCGGACGAGUACGCGAGUCAUUCAAACUACGCCGUCUACACCGUUUCUUCCUUCCAGUACGUCGGACUCGUCGUCAUCUUCAGCAAGGGUGCACCUUAUCGAAUGCCCAUUUACACCAACUACCCACUCAGUGGACUAGUUGCCGCUUUGUUGGCCAUGAACGUCUACUUGACUGUGGAACCCCAGGGGUUUUUCCGCAGCUGGCUGGAGCUGGAGGUUCCUGAGGACCACGGGUUCAGGUGGCUGAUGGUCGGCGCUGGAGUGAUUUACAUUCUGAUGGGUUUUCUUGUGGAACUGCUGUUGGUGGGCUGGUUCGUGAGCCACAAAUGCCUUCCAAGAUUUCAUCAGGUUGAGCGGUCGAAAAAGAAGUUCCUUCUGAUCGAAAAAUCCUUGGCCACUGACGUCCAUUGGCCUCCAAUCACGGGCUGCAUCCGUAUGAAUACCAUCGACUCGCCGCCUUGACUCUGGGUUACACUGUUUCUUCUCACUGCCUGCAGAUGACGCUGGUUGAAAACUGCUGUUACAUUCGUUCAAAGACUGCUGAUGCGAAGGUUUUUUCCGCGAGAUACCGGUUUGAAUUGAAAGAAAAUGCGAUAUUAAUUAUAUUUUAUGUAGGAAUGCGAGCAAUAUUCGAAGGAUUUUUUGGGGCAUUUCGUUAAAAUAUGGUGCAAUUUUAUCUGGGAACCUGAGCUUUCUUACAAAAGUAACGUAAAAAUAUGAUGAUAUUAUUCUUCAUUAAAAUGCCAACCGAUUCCAGGAGGAAUGAUUCAUCACUGAAGUUUGUCAAAUGUUGCUCUCUGCUUGUUCUACUGUACGAAUUCGAUGAGGAUGCAGGUUGAAAUCUAUAUUGCGGACCAAGUAAGGAAAAACCGAAAGCUGCUCAUCCUCUGAAUCUUUCUCCUUGUUUUUUUUUUUUUUUUUUUUAUGAAAAAUUUUGGCGAUUUCUUUGAAUUCUUUUUCCUCAUGCACGACUAUAAAUCAAAAGGGUGACGAGAGAAUUUUUCCUCGCUUUGGAUGAAUGAUGGGAAUAACGAGGAUAUGAUGAAAAAGUAUCUGUAUGCAUUACUCCUCGAUGUUUGGUUCAAAACAUCGUGAUGUUUAAGUUUUGAAGGGGACUCUUCAGGUUUGGAUGAGAUACUUCUCAGCUGUAAUUGAGGAUUGAAAUCGCCGGCGUGUGCAUAUGGAUUUUUUUUAUUGAGUGAAUGAUUUUUUUCUUUCAUUUUUCUCAAUAUACUGGUGGAAUUGCUGUUGACGCAAAAUGCAGCUUUAUUUUUGACGAACAAA
This is a messenger RNA of Notodromas monacha, 2670 nucleotides long. The record is from the annotation of a GenBank genome assembly. NCBI's taxonomy places the organism in Eukaryota, Metazoa, Arthropoda, Ostracoda, Podocopida, Cyprididae.